AAGAGCAGCCCCCCCCCCCACCCACCAACUGGUAUUUAAAAACGCUUUGUGCUCUCCGCCUCCUCAUCUUCAGAGAUCAACAGCACAGAAAACCCUUUGGGUGCUCCCUUCUGAAGCUCCUGUGAACCAGUCAACAUGGCAAUCAGGAAAGGAGAGAGGGAAUCAAUGAGAGACGGGAGAGAAGGCUCUGUGGGAGCUAGUGCUACAGAACUUGGAGCAGGAGGCUCGACCAGAGAAGGCUCCCCGUCAGACAACAUUUCUAACACUGGCACAGCAUUUCUGUAUUAGCAGUCGGCUCCUUGUCCGGCGACAACCGGCGGCAUCUCAUGACGCAUGACGCAUCUGGUGCAUCUACGCUGGGCAUAUUUGUUGUCAUGCAUCAUGACAUAAGAUGCCGGCUGAGUACCGGCAUCUUACUGAGUAUCGACACCUUGCCGGUACUCAGUAAGAAGUGCCGGUACCACAUGGGUAAAAAUCAGAAGUGCCGGUACUGCGUACCGGAACACCUCAUCCAGAUGUAAAAUCAAUGACACAGUUGAUAUCCAGCCAGUUUCUCCAGCUGUCAAUCAGCUAGAUAUGAAAGAAGGGAAAAUUGGCUCAAUAACAAGACUGACUCUCGGUGAAAAAGAUCCAACAAAGAAGAACAAAACCAUCUUGCUUGUUGGUGAAACAGUCGCAGGAAAAUCCACUCUGAUCAACGCUCUGGUUAACUACGCCAUGGAAGUGAAGUAUGAGGACAAUGUCUGGAAUCAGAUUAUAACAGACGAGAACACAUGUCAAACAGAAAGUCAGACGUCAGACGUGAUCGUGUACGAGGUCUUUGGUCUUGAAGACAGAACUCUGCCCUUCUCUCUGACCAUCAUCGAUACCCCCGGGUUUGGAGAUACCAGAGGGAUUGAGAGAGAUGUCCUUGUCAGAGAAAGAUUGUUGGACUUGUUCCGCUCAACAGAUGGAGUUCAUGAGAUCGAUGCAGUGUGUCUGGUGCUAAAAGCGACUGACAAUCGACUGAGUGACCGACUGAUGUACGUCUUUGAUUCAGUGGUGUCUCUGUUUGGAAAAGACAUAGAGAAGAACAUCGUUGCCCUCAUCACAUAUUCAGAUUUUGUGUCAGCUGAAAAUGUUCUACAAUCUCUGAAAGAUGCGAAAAUGUGCAUUGCGAAAGAUGAGCUGGAUCAGCCUGUUCAUUUCAUGUUUAAUAACAUCCAGAAAACAGAGAGAAAUAAGAGAAAUGAGCAUGCUCUAAAGUAUGCAUGGGAAUCAACAGACGAAGAAAUUGGUCGAUUCGCAGAUUUCCUGAAAAAUACCAAACCACAGAACCUGAAAGAAACAGUUGAAGUUUUGAAUUCACGCAUCAGACUGACAGCCUGCAUCGAAAACCUGCAGGAGAGAGUUCAGUUCAUUGAACUGAAACAGAGAGAGAUCAAACAGACUCAGGAAGCUCUGAAGAAACACGAACAAGACAUGAAGAAUAACGAGGACUUCACAAUAGAAGUUGAUGAAGUCUAUAAAGGUAAAGAACCUGUCGAUGAGAAACGAUGGUGGGCGAUGUGGUUCAACUAUGGAGGAGCUACCUGCUGUAAAGACUGUAAGGAGAACUGUCACUAUCCAUGCACACUGGCCCUGGAUCCAAGUAACUGUGAGGUCAUGCAAAAUAAAUGCACAAUAUGCCAGACAAAGUGUGAAAUAUCAGACCAUAAGAAGGAGCUCUACUGCACAGCAUGUACUGGGAAGUGUCAUGUAUCCAAACAUGUGAAAGAAAAACAAUGCACUGUAUGUGAGGAUGAGUGCAGUGAUCCAGAUCAUCUGAAAACACACUGGAAAUAUAUGAACAAGACCAGGAGAGUUAAGAAGGACAUACAACAGAUGAAAGACAUGUAUGAGAAGGGUAAAAAAGACAGUGAGAAGUCAGGGAGUCUCUUGGAAACUCUCCAGGAGAACAUGACAGAGCUCCAGAAGGAUAAAGAUCAGUUUCUGGAAGAGUGUUUCCAACAUGUUGUCAAACUGGAGGAGAUCGCCCUGAAGGGUGUUUCACUGGAGAUUCAGGUCCACCUGGACUUCCUGAUUGAGAAGAUGAAGGAGAAGGGAGACACAGAGAAGGUCAUGAAACUGGUAAUUAUGAAAAGUCAAAUGGAGGAAAAUCCAAGAAGAAAAUCAGUGCUGAGCUACAUGUCUGGUAUUGGUGAAGCCGCUAUGGUUCUCUUCAGAGGGUUAAGGUUAGACAGAGAUCAGAAAUUAUUACCUUUGGAAUCAGAAAAUGAUGCCUUUGAAUCUUUAGGUGACAGUUCUGCAGAAAGACUUUGCAGCUCUUGAGGCUUUUUACUGAUAUUUAAACUAUGUUUGGUGUAAAAGACGAUGUGUAAUCAUUUGUUCUGAUGUUAUUGUGUAUUCUCCACAUAUGAGGAUGUUUAACCUGCAGCUCAGUCUCUUCCAAAUCACACUCAUCACAUGUACUGCAUAUAAAAGAGACGCAGCUUUCUGCUGGGAAGUAGAACAAAGAAAAGCCUCCAUUUUAGUUUGUUUAUGAGUUGCAUUUCAGCAGUUUGCAUUUAUUACUUUUUACAUGUUCAUCAGUAGUUGCUUUAUUUUGAGACUUGAUUGUUGUCAGUUGAGUUCAUCUUUUUUCUUCAUCAUUUGAUCAUGUUUGCAUAACAUGCUGAUGUUUGUGGUGUUUCUUUAACCAUGUAUGAUGAUGAUCACACCUUGAAUGUGUUGGAUAUGAAACAGGUGUCAGUGACGACAGAUUUGAAAGAAAAGUCUCCUGUUUUUAAGAUUUGCAUUCAGUUACUUUGCAUUUUUACCUUUUUAGAUAUUAAGCAUUUAUGGUUUUAUUUAGAGACUUGAGUUUCAGCAGUUUAGUUCAGAUUGUUUUUCUUUAUCAUGUAAUCAUUGUUAUCAUGUGUAAUCAUUUGUAACCAUAUAUCAUGUGAAUAAAUAAAAACAAGUAGACUGAUGUGGUCUACUGAAAGACA
Messenger RNA from Trematomus bernacchii (emerald rockcod), 2969 nucleotides. RefSeq lists its product as uncharacterized. The record is from RefSeq and is a predicted model, not a curated record. Gene Ontology annotation, molecular function: GTP binding. NCBI's taxonomy places the organism in Eukaryota, Metazoa, Chordata, Actinopteri, Perciformes, Nototheniidae. The coding region runs from base 577 to 2310 and encodes 577 amino acids. The transcript has 4 exons.